Molecule: messenger RNA, 3679 nt
Organism: Cylas formicarius (sweet potato weevil)
Lineage: Eukaryota; Metazoa; Arthropoda; Insecta; Coleoptera; Brentidae
Gene: sxc
Product: UDP-N-acetylglucosamine--peptide N-acetylglucosaminyltransferase 110 kDa subunit
Exons: 13
Coding region: 118-3267 (1049 amino acids)
Biological process (GO): protein O-linked glycosylation
Molecular function (GO): protein binding; protein N-acetylglucosaminyltransferase activity
Source: RefSeq, a predicted model, not a curated record
GCCAUUUAUUAUCACUUCCACUCUUCUACAUCGAUCCGUGUCGGUAACGUAGAGGUGAAUUGUGUUCAUCCUUUGUUGUAAAUUUUGCGUUUUCAACCAUUGACGGUUUAUUUUAAUAUGCAGGGCCAAUCGGUCUCUGUAAAUAGUCAAAAUCAAAUCAACGGAACCCUACCUCUCGGCACACAAGUCAUCCUGAAAAUGAACGACGCGAUUCCCAUGAAUUCGGUCGGCUUGUUGGAGCUGGCACAUCGCGAAUAUCAAGCAGGAGAUUAUGAGAACGCCGAGAGACAUUGCAUGCAACUAUGGAGACAAGAUCAGACAAAUACCGGGGUGCUGUUGCUGCUAUCCAGUAUUCAUUUCCAGUGUCGAAGGUUGGAGAAGUCAGCACAUUUCAGCACAUUGGCCAUUAAACAAAAUCCCUUGUUGGCUGAAGCUUACAGCAAUCUUGGUAAUGUGUUCAAAGAACGCAACCAGUUGCAGGAAGCGUUGGACAAUUAUAGACAUGCUGUUAGGUUAAAGCCAGAUUUUAUUGAUGGGUACAUCAAUUUGGCCGCUGCCCUGGUAGCGGCUGGUGAUAUGGAGCAAGCUGUUCAAGCCUACAUCACAGCUUUACAAUACAACCCAGAUCUCUACUGUGUUCGUAGCGAUUUGGGUAACCUACUCAAAGCUUUAGGGCGUUUAGACGAAGCCAAGGCUUGUUAUUUGAAAGCGAUCGAGACCAGGCCCGACUUCGCGGUCGCCUGGAGCAAUCUGGGGUGCGUGUUCAACGCCCAGGGCGAGAUAUGGCUCGCCAUUCACCAUUUCGAGAAAGCCGUGGCCCUGGACCCGAACUUCUUGGACGCCUACAUCAAUUUGGGCAACGUGCUCAAAGAGGCCCGAAUAUUUGACCGAGCGGUAGCAGCGUACCUCAGGGCGCUGAAUUUAUCGCCAAAUAAUGCGGUCGUCCACGGUAACCUCGCCUGCGUCUACUACGAGCAGGGACUCAUCGAUCUGGCGAUCGACACCUACAGAAGAGCUAUCGAGCUACAGCCCAACUUCCCGGACGCAUAUUGCAACUUGGCCAACGCGCUCAAGGAAAAAGGACAGGUUUCGGAAGCUGAGGAUUGCUACAACACGGCGUUGCGACUAUGCCCGAGCCACGCGGAUUCCCUCAACAACUUGGCGAACAUCAAACGGGAGCAGGGCUUUAUCGAGGAAGCGACCAGGCUGUAUCUGAAAGCUCUGGAGGUGUUCCCGGAAUUCGCGGCCGCCCACAGCAAUCUGGCGUCUGUAUUGCAGCAACAGGGCAAAUUGAACGAAGCCCUGAUGCAUUACAAAGAGGCGAUCAGGAUCCAGCCGACGUUCGCCGACGCUUACUCGAAUAUGGGUAACACGUUAAAGGAGAUGCAGGACGUCUCCGGCGCGUUGCAGUGUUAUACACGCGCCAUUCAAAUCAAUCCGGCGUUCGCCGACGCGCACAGCAACCUCGCCAGCAUCCACAAGGAUUCAGGCAACAUCCCAGAAGCGAUCCAAUCGUACCGGACCGCAUUGAAAUUGAAACCGGACUUUCCGGACGCCUACUGCAACCUGGCGCAUUGUCUGCAAAUCGUGUGCGAUUGGACCGACUACGACGCGCGCAUGAAGAAGCUGGUCAACAUCGUCGCCGAUCAGCUGGAGAAGAACCGGUUGCCGUCGGUGCACCCCCACCACUCUAUGCUGUACCCUUUGUCUCACGAGUUUAGGAAGGCGAUCGCCGCCAGACACGCGAACCUUUGCUUGGAGAAGGUGAACGUGCUCCACAAGCCUCCAUACCGGUUCUCCGCCGAGCUGAAGGGACGAUUGCGGAUCGGCUACGUGAGCAGCGACUUCGGCAACCAUCCGACUUCGCAUUUGAUGCAGUCGGUACCCGGUCUGCACGACAGGCUUAAGGUUGAGGUUUUUUGUUACGCGUUGAGUCAAGACGACGGCACGACAUUUAGGAGCAAAAUAUCGCGCGAAUGCGAGCACUUUAUCGAUUUGUCUUCCGAGUCCUGCAACGGCAAGGCGGCCGACAGGAUCUAUUCGGACAACAUCCACAUUUUGGUGAACAUGAACGGCUACACCAAGGGCGCCCGCAACGAGAUAUUCGCCCUCAGGCCGGCCCCCGUGCAAGUGAUGUGGCUCGGUUACCCCGGCACGAGCGGCGCGAGCUUCAUGGACUACUUGAUCACGGACGCGGUCACCUCCCCAGUAGAACUGGCCAGCCAGUACAGCGAAAAACUGGCUUACAUGCCGUAUACUUAUUUCGUCGGCGACCACAAGCAGAUGUUCCCGCACUUGAAGGAACGUCUCAUCGUGUCCGACCGUAGCGGUAACGGUUUGGCGGAUAACGUCGCCAUCAUAAACGCGACCGAUCUGUCGCCGCUCGUGGAAAACACCGACGUCAAAGAAAUCAAAGAGGUGGUGAAGGCGGCGAAGCCGGUCGAGAUCAGUUUGAAGGUGGCCGAACUGCCGACCACUACGCCGAUCGAAAACAUGAUCGCCUCUGGGCAAGUACAGACCUCGUUGAACGGCGUUCUGGUCCAGAACGGGCUGGCUACCACGCAGACCAACAACAAGGCCGCGACCGGCGAAGAAGUGCCCCAAAAUAUCGUCAUUACCACGAGGCAGCAGUACGGUUUGCCUGACGAUGCGGUGGUGUACUGCAACUUCAAUCAGCUGUACAAGAUUGAUCCGACUACCCUGCAAAUGUGGGUUAAUAUUUUGAAAGCGGUUCCCAACUCGGUACUGUGGCUGCUGCGUUUCCCUGCAGUCGGCGAGCCGAACCUCUUGAACACGGCCCAACAGUUGGGGCUGCCGCCGGGCCGUAUUCUCUUCAGCAACGUUGCCGCUAAAGAAGAGCACGUCAGACGCGGUCAGCUGGCUGACGUGUGCCUCGAUACGCCCCUGUGCAACGGUCACACGACCAGCAUGGACGUAUUGUGGACGGGCACGCCGGUCGUCACAUUGCCCAGCGAGACGCUGGCCUCCAGGGUGGCCGCUAGUCAGCUGAACACCCUCGGCUGUCCCGAGUUAAUCGCGAGAUCGCGACAGGAGUACCAAGAGAUCGCCAUCCAGCUCGGAACGGACAAGGAGUAUUUGAAGGCGAUGCGGCACAAAGUGUGGACAGCGAGGUCGACGUCACCCUUGUUCGAUUGCAGAGAGUACGCUCAAGGGUUGGAGUUGCUCUACAUGAAAAUGUGGGACAGGUUCCAGAACGGACUGAAGCCCGACCACAUAACGGACACGACGGUCCAGAAAUGGCCGUGAGGAUAUGUAAAUUUGAAUAUAACCAUAUUACCGUGAUAGCGAGGGACGACGGGCGUCGACUUUAGAACGCAAAAAGCAAUUAACUAUUUGACGUUUAUAUUUGCAGCCGCGGCAGAAUCUUGACGAUUUCUGUCAAAGUUGCGGUUCUAAAGCCGAUAGGCCCGUCGCCAUUUUAUCGGAUUAUUUUGAUUGGAGCAAAGUUAUUGAAUGACACGUUGUUUUUUUUUUUCGGAUUACCGACGGGGGUAUGCGAAAUAUUAGUUUCAACGCGGAGGAAUUUUGUAUAUGGCGUUUUUAGCUUCUAAGGUUAGUUUUAGGCGCGCUAGAGUGGACGAUGACACAUUGUCAUUGUGACGAUGUAUUAUUUAUAUAUUCCAGUGAGAGUAAAGUAUUCAGGUAUUUAUUUCCUCAA